AAUAUUGACAUUGCAGCUCAAUUCCAAUGUCACUCUAGAUUUAGUAUUGCCAGCACAAUACAAUUCCUCUGCUAAAUACCUGCAUCCAAACGCAGCUUAACACAAAUCGACCUCGCACCACCGACUGACGUGGAAUCGCACUCGCCGCACCCGAGCACCUGCAGCGGAGCCAUGGAGGACCGGCUGAGCAGCCUCCCCGACGACCUCCUCCUCUCCAUCCUCCGCGACCUCCCGCUCAAGCACGCCGCUCGCACCAGCGCCCUCUCCCGGCGGUGGGUGCCCCAGUGGAUCCGCGCGCUCGCCGACUCCCCGGUUCUCGACUUCACCGACCGGGACUUCGCCCACGGGCAGCCGGCGGACCGGGCUGCGGCCACGGUGGGUCGCUGCCUCCGGCUCCACGCCGAGCACGGCGCGCCGCUCGACGCGUUCCGCGUGGCGCUGGUGUCCCCGCCGGGGCCCGGCUACGGCGCGUUCGGGCGGGACGUCAUCGGGUGGAUCGCGGCCGCCGUGGCGAGGGGCGCCAGGGAGGUGGAGGUGGACCUGACGCCGUCGCAGGAGGGCGCCGAUCACGGGAGCGCCGCGUUCCUGGAGCUCCCCGGCGACCUGUUCCGGUCAAGGAGCUCGCUGGAGCGGCUCGCGCUCGGCCGGCUCAGCCUCCGCGCCGUUCCGCUCCCCGCGGCCGGGCUCGCCGGCCUCCGCUCGCUCUCCCUCAGCCACACCGACGUCACCGACGAGGCGCUCCGGGGCGUGCUCGCCACCUGCCGCGCGCUCGAGUCCCUGAGCCUGCGGUGCUGCUCCCUCCUCACCGAGGUGAGCGUCGCCAGCGAGCGGCUGCGGGCCCUGGAGCUCCUGGGCUGCCGGGCCGUGCGCGAUCUCCGGGUCGCCGCGCCCGCGCUCGAGUCGUUCGCCAUGUACGGCGACGUCAUCCUGAGCGCCGCCGCCGUCGACUGGUACGAGACCGUCUCCGUCGACUUCGCCGCAGCGCCGGCGCUGCGCGACGUGUACCUCUCGCACAUGGACGGCUGCGGUGACUUGGACCUGAAUUUCGACUACUACUACCCCUUCGUGUACUACGUCCUGCAUACCCGUGUCUUGACGCUCUGCUCCUUCGGCUUGGUGGUGCCGGUUUUUUCAGAGGACGGGGAUGAUUAUAACUGCAUGGAUCGUGUUCCUUAUACAUAUGUGAACCGCGAUAAGUUCCCAUACGUAGACAUGCCCAACCUCCAAGAGCUGCAGCUGCUGCUGGGCUGCAUACAAGAAGAAGGCGAUUGGAACCCUCGGCACCCUGAGCGCGUGUACACUUUCUUCUACUCAACCUCACUUCCAGUCCUCGAACGGCUCUUUAUCCGUCUCUCCAGAAAUCCAGCAAAGGAGGUUGAGGACUCGGACUCGGACGAGGACGAGGACGAGUACUUGAGCGACAGAGCCGUCAGCCGCCUGCUGACUUUCGGCCUGCUGACUUUCAUCAAGGUUGUGAAUUUUAGGGGAACAUGGCGCGAGCGGCGGCUGAUCAGGUACUUGCUGCUGAGGGCUCCGAUCCUCGAGCAGCUGGUGCUGGUCACGCCGGAAGGAGGAUUAGGAGCCCCGGGAUUCGAGCACGUGGAGGGCAUCCAGGAGUGGGUGUCGGCGCGGCAGAAGGCGUCGCGCGAGGCACGCACCUCCGUGUACCGGCCCAGCGAAGACGACAGCCCGAACCAUGCCCACACGAGGAUCUUCAAUGAGGAGUAUUGCUGCAUGCAUCAAGGAUGAUUUUAUCCAUUAACAGGAUUUCUUUGUUUGUAACAGAAUUAUGUUUUGAGUUGUUUUAGGAUGCUCGAUCUGCUCUAUUCUAGUACCUUUUAGUUGUACCAUGGUUGUGUUGUCUCUGUGACUCUGUUCGUAUCAACUUGCUCUCCUCCCUUUCCCGGCAUGAAAC
Messenger RNA from Panicum hallii, 1915 nucleotides. RefSeq names its product putative F-box/LRR-repeat protein At4g15060. Bases 172 to 1749 code for a protein of 525 amino acids. Lineage: Eukaryota; Viridiplantae; Streptophyta; Magnoliopsida; Poales; Poaceae. Gene Ontology annotation, molecular function: protein binding. The transcript is spliced from 2 exons. The record is from RefSeq and is a predicted model, not a curated record.